Molecule: messenger RNA, 1116 nt
Organism: Copidosoma floridanum
Lineage: Eukaryota; Metazoa; Arthropoda; Insecta; Hymenoptera; Encyrtidae
Product: mitochondrial import inner membrane translocase subunit Tim21
Biological process (GO): protein import into mitochondrial matrix
Cellular component (GO): TIM23 mitochondrial import inner membrane translocase complex
Source: RefSeq, a predicted model, not a curated record
UAUCACUACAAUUAUUUUAUAUUACCGUUAGUGUUGUAAUGUUUAUACUUUUGGAGUAUCUAUAUUAUAAUACAUAAGUAUACCCUUCUCACGAAGCAAAAGUAUACUCGUAUUUUGGGUCUCUGGGGGUUUGGGUGCCAAGUUUUUUCGUACUUUUUAACCUUAGUGAAUUGUUUGUAGUUUAAAAUGAUGUUGGUUUAAGUGGUUCCACAGCAUGGCAAUGUCAAGAGCACUAAUGUGCUUGAUUAGGCAGAGGAAUUUAUUGCCGUGUAAUAGGCCAAUGAACCUGCUGAAAAGCAAAAAUGUUUAUCUGCCACUUUGUGUGCAACAAUUGACAUAUGCUGGUCAGAAACUUGUAGCAAAAUCUGAACAAAAGGAUUCCGAAGGCCAGGUACAGGUUGGCUUUGCUGAAGUAGUUAAAGAAAAUACCAAGUCUGCUUGGUACUUGACUGUUAUUGUUGCCGGUGUUGCUGGAACUGGUGCGAUUUUUUAUGCCGUUUUUAAAGAAUUGUUUUCUAGUAAAAGUCCAAACGGAGUUUAUAAUAAUGCAUUUAUCAGAUGUGUGAGAGAUCCAAAGGUUUGCGAUGCAAUUGGAGAGCCUAUCAAAGCUUUUGGGGAAGAGACCAGAAGGGGCAGAAGAGGCCAUGUUCAACAUUCAGUGUACAGAGGAGAGGAUGGAGUUAAUCGUAUGCGAAUGAAAUUUUACAUCCAAGGAUCCCGUAAAGAAGGCACCGUGCACUUGGAAAUGAGAGAAGAUUCAGAUAGAAAUUGGGUAUACAGAUAUUUGUUUAUUCAGCUGAAAGAUUUCACAAAAAGUGUAAUUGUCCUAGAAGACAACAGAGAUGUUGAACACAUUGUCUAUCAAAAAGAAGAUGAUGCACACGAGCUCAUACCACCUGGAUUGAAAAUGUGAAUUUAUUUAAUGAAAUUUUAUUAAUUUGUUAAGAUUCAUUAUUAGAGUGAUACUUGUAUAAAGCAUGUUUAAACGGCAAUCUGGUAACUGCAUACUUUUAAGUCAACUUUUUAAUUAAUUACCCCUUGUUAGAAUUGAUUUUUCAGUUAUAAAAUAUGAUAAACAAAUGAUGCCGCAAAACUAUCAGUUAUGUGAACAAAAAA